Molecule: messenger RNA, 2717 nt
Organism: Hylaeus anthracinus
Lineage: Eukaryota; Metazoa; Arthropoda; Insecta; Hymenoptera; Colletidae
Product: inactive ubiquitin carboxyl-terminal hydrolase MINDY-4B
Exons: 10
Coding region: 1229-2512 (427 amino acids)
Biological process (GO): protein K48-linked deubiquitination
Molecular function (GO): K48-linked deubiquitinase activity; cysteine-type deubiquitinase activity
Source: RefSeq, a predicted model, not a curated record
AGGAAGAAUUGACUCAGGUACACAUACGUGUUUUUUGUUUUUUUUUUUUUUUUCGAAGCUUAGGCUGUCACGCGAUCCAGUUUGCAACUGUAAACGGUGCGCAACCGUAGCCACAUAUAGAGAAACAGUAAAACGGUAAAUGAAAAGAUGAACACGUUAGAGGGCGAGCGAUUACUCCGCGGUGCAUCAAAUUAUUUCGGUCGAAACGGCAUUUUCAAUUUUCCACUGCGCCAGAUUCGGAAUUGCGGAAGUGCAUUCCGCGUUCAACGGUUCGAGUAAUUGUGAAAAAGCCUUGACUCCCAUUAUUACACUUCGUUCUGAAAAUAACGCGUUCCACCCUCGUGGAGGUAUGAUUUAGUGAUUUGAGGAAAAUAAAUAAACGAAGGCAUUUAAAAUCAAGCAUAAGGCGUUGUGUGAUUGUUCAUCGCUUGGUAACGGUCCUGGCAACAAUUUACACUUCCUUUGCCAUUUAUGUGUUUUUUAAUAGUGUUAUCAUUAGACCGCGGGAUUUAUGGCUCAACUACAAAAAUCUAGGAACCAGUUCCCUGCAUUUCCGUGAAAACUUCGCAAUUUAUAUCCAAACCACCCCCUGCACCUUAAAAUAUACAUCGAUCUUCUUACGUGCGACACAUCCCGUACUCGAUACACCAAUCUCGAGGCUCGGCUCGUGCCAAGCGUCGCGUCAACGGCAAUUAAGAUCCAAGUGGUUCGCCACCUCCCUUUCGAAGAAUCGCGCCGUUGUUUCCGGUCUCGACAAUGGCAAACGGCGAGAUUCCAUUACGCCUUGGUAUUCCUCGCGUGGCCUGAGACAUGUACGGAGACAGACAGACGUUAUUGGGGCAUGUCUAUCCUCCAUCCAGCCGAAGUGUCUUCGGACAUCCGAAAUUGACGCGUUUCGUGCGCUUCAAACUUUCACGGACUUCUCGAGAUACGAGGCGCGGAUAAGCGGUAUAUAAAGGGUCUUGGAGUCCUGCACGAAUCCCCAAUUGAUAUUCGAUAGCUUGCCAGUGUGCAUCACCAGGUGACAAUAGGCAGAACGUCGCGAGCCUGUCCCCGAGCCACGUGGAUGUCCCGCUUCCGUUCCGCCGUUCGCUGUUCGAUUUCGACGGCGAACUCGACGCUCGAACGCGAAUUCGGUCUUUCUCGACUACAGUGCUUCGAUUCGUGGUACCUUGGUUCGGCCUACAUGUAGAAUCUCGGUAUCUUUUGAAGUUGAAGUCCGAGAGAGAUGUUACUGUCCGCGAGAGCUGCCAGGUGCGCUGCGCUUAUGGGAGAGCCAGAUGAACUGUACCCAGAAAAAAUUAUAUACCCGAGGAACACGAGGACGCUGACGAAGACGGCGGUAAUUGGCGGCAAACCCAUCGACGAGGAAACGUGCAUGACUCUGAGGGGUCUUGUUUUCGGAAGCGCCGCUACUCCACCGAAACCAGAAUGGGCAAGAACCGGAUUAACCUUGCGACCUUAUGGCCAGACCUUGGCGUUUGGAUUACGAUCGCCACGGAACACGACGAGAGGCCUCGUCACGGCGGUUCAGGCCAUCAUGCUGAAGCACUUUCUGUUCAAGUGCAACAGACAGGAAACCCAUACGAACCCAGAGAGCCUGCUGAAACCGUCGUACGACAGGCAAAUCGAUGUCCUGACAGCGGCGAUAGCCGAGAUCAUUUGGCGAUGCGCCGGAGGAUUCGUCGUGCAAAAUACUGGUUGCUCGCCAAAUCAAAGUGUCGCAGGAAACGCGAACGUGCCGAGGGCUGUGGUUGCCUUACCUCAGGAGACACCCUAUUUGCAGCAUAGCGUGCAAUACUUCCAGGAUGGACUGACUGAGACCCUGCACUUGUUCGAGUUCGACUCCCUGGACGAUCUCCAAAUAUUCAUCAAAAGAUACUUGUACCUGUUCCAGGAUGAGGGUGGUCCUGGUGCUCAGUUGCUGCUGUACAGCGCCAUGCUUUCUAGAAACCUUUCGAAAAUACGAGCUGACCUCGAAGACCCCAGAGCCUCGAUACUAAGUGGUUGCCCUGAAGAAGGCCCCACCAGCGUUGUGAUGCUUUCCUUAACUGGUCGUGCCUCGCCUCAUCUACACAAUGGAGUCUUACACGUUGGAGAUGAAAAUACAUACGCCAUACCUCAAUGGGGCGUCCUCGUGAGGAGCGAGAUAGGCUUCUUGGUGCACGAGGGCGAUGGCCAAACGACCAAACAACCAGGCUCUCGUCUCAAGACCCCCAGUCUUCCCAUUUGGGUCACUCUUUGCCAUGGCCACCAUGGCGUCCUCUUCAACACCAAUCGGGAAUUGCUUAGGAAUUAUCACGCUGAACGUCUAUUCGACGUUCAGUACUUCACCUGCGGCGGCAGCCAUGCUACUUUGACAGUGGACACUAGAUCGAACUCAGCAAACGAUUCAGAGUUCGAGGGUUCGAGCAAAGAGUGCAUGGACAUUGCUGCGACCCCGUUGGAGAAGCUUAUUCGUUCCAAAUGGCAAGACGCUUACGUACAGUGGAACGGAACCCCCUUGAUGUGAAUGCACUAUCUCGUUCUAUGCGUCUAUAACAUCGCAUAAAUGAUCAAUGUAACUUUGUAUUUCACUGUUCGAUCGCUGUAGCGCCUCGAGUAACUUUGUAAACGUUUAUUUAAAAACGAAAAGGAGUUCUUCCUCGUACCUUCGGCCAUUCUCGACGAUAACCGAAAAUCUGAAGACGAGACUAACUGGAACGACGUCUCCUUGG